Anopheles coustani is the source of this 3128-nucleotide messenger RNA. RefSeq lists its product as uncharacterized. The coding region runs from base 257 to 1762 and encodes 501 amino acids. The transcript has 6 exons. The record is from RefSeq and is a predicted model, not a curated record. NCBI's taxonomy places the organism in Eukaryota, Metazoa, Arthropoda, Insecta, Diptera, Culicidae.
AACGCGCCUUUUAACAUACGCCAGUGCUGGUGAACCGUCAGUGAGUUGUGAGACGCCAGGCCGAUAUAUCUCGCGUUACCAGUGUUUAGUUCCAUCGAGCGCCGACCGAAGUGAAGUGUGCCGUGUGUGUUUGUGUGACGCAAUCGAGCAACAGACAUUCGCGUACUUUUACCGGAAAGGUUGGAAAUUUCUGGAAAACUCUCAACAUUUGCGACGUAGGUGACAACGCUUGACAAAUCAACGGACGUCCAGAAGAAUGCGACGAUUUGCGACCAGCUGCCUGCUGGUGGUUGCCCUGACCGUGACCGCCACCUUCGCCCUUCCAGCGAGCUACGAGAAGGAAUCGGACUCGUCGGAUGAUGCGGAGUUCAUCGUAGUGCCACUUUCGCACCAGCGCCCGUCGUUCCCUCGGUACCCGUCGACGUCUUUCGAAAACUUCGACGGAGUGGUGGAUACCGGCGAUUUCUACCCCGUGCCGGCCCGGCCCAUCUACUUCCCGUCGUACAAUCCGUUCUCGUGGCAUCUGACGGGAUAUUUGGAUGAUCUCAUGAAGCGGGUGCGUGAUCGUUUCGCCGGCUCGUGGAAUCCGUUCUACGGUGGGGACUUGGUACCAUCCGGACCCGGCGUGUGGCCUGUUGGCAUUCCGGAAGAUUCCGGGGAAGAUGGCGCCGCCACCAACUCCACCUCGACGGUCAAGGUUAUCGAUGGACACAAGGUUGUGAUCAAUGAUACGUACUACACCAAGAAGACCGACUUCGGAACAUCGAUCUUCAAGGUGCGCGUUAUUGAUGUUAAGCCGGUAGAUGAGGCACCUGCCGGGGAAGCCCCGAAACCGGAAACCCCCACUGAGGUCGAAGUCGACAACCGAAAUGGAGAAGACGACGACGACGAUAAGGAGGCAAGCGCUCCGGGCACCGACGCCCCCAAACGGGACACGGAACUGGAAUCGAGCGAUGAGGAGAAAACGCCCGAUGCCGAUGAGAAGCUGAACACGAUCGACACCUCCAACGUGGACAUCGAUGAGGCGAAGCCGAAGGAGAAGGAUGCGCUGACCGAAAAGUCGGAGUCCUCGGAACAGUGGAAGGGACUGGAGUCGUUCGAAGGACCAUCGCAUUCGGACGAGAAGAAAAUGGUGGAGCAACGCAACCGAGCCACCAGCGAACUGCUCGACGCGAGCUCCGACGAGGAAUCUCUGUACGAGGAUUUGCUCGAAACCUACCCAACCCGCCUUUCGGAGUGGGACGAAGCAUGGCCGAUAAAGUGGGAAGAAACCAGCCGACAAAAGGAACAUCGCAUUAUUGUACCAACAUCGAACCAGUUCGAGCAUGUCUUCAACGAACAUCAGGAACGCCCGCUGGCGGACGAGGGAACUCCAGCGCCGGCACACGAUCUUACGAACGAUAUUGCCAUCAACUUCCGGCUGGCCACGGACCGGAGCGUCACGGUCAACCCGUUCGCCAUCACGUUCGAUCCGACGGUGAAGCCAUCGGUCGUCGUCCAGCGCGAUCCGUUCCCGGGACCCGGAACAUUUCCCGCCCCGAACGGGUGGCCAUCGAUGGGAUUUCCUCCGCAGCAGCAACCGGGCGGUGGUGGUGCUUUCCCGAUGGCUGGCGGAUCGUUCCCAGGUUCUCAAUUUCCGUUCCCCAUGCAGCCACCCCUGUUCACGGUCCCCGGCGUAGGACCGACGCCGAACUUUGGCUUGCCCCAGAACCCGCAGGCACCGCCGUUCUUCUUCGGCAACGGUCAGUUCGGACGGCCCUAGGGGAGAGACAGGAGCCGGCCGGCGUUAAACUUUUCCAACCUAAGAGACGUUUAUUUAUUUAUUGAUCUAAAUUAUUUUACUAGAAGAAACCAAGAGAAGGUUGGUAGGAGUAGAUUUUAUAAGGGACGAUUGAUGGAAAAUCGGGUGCAUGUAUGUGGAUGCGUGAGUGUGUAUGUGUUUGUUUGUGUGUGUGUGGUGCACUAGGAAAGCAUAAGGAGGUGCACCAAAGGAGCCGGGCGUCUUGUUUUCAACUAAUACCAAAGAAGUUUCUUCGGUCGGUCGGUGAAAUGUCGAGUGUAAGCACUUCCGAAAGAAAUGUGCCCCUCUCCCAACCUUCACUCCCCACAGCCGGUAAAAAGCGGCCAUUCCCUUCUGGAAGAGGUCAGCGAAAAAGCAGCACAACAUACGCACCCGGGUGGGGGAAAAGCCCGGGGAAAACCGGAAGGCCGAAGCGAAGAAGAGAUUUUAUUCUUCAUUGGAAAAUAAUUUAUUUACAACAGUUUCGGACAUUCUUCCGUUCCGUCGUGUGGCUUAAAACUUUCCCAUCAGGCGAACGCGGAGGGUGGGGGAGGGGGAGGGAGUUCGGGGGGAAUAUAAAACCCGAUGAUAGUAUCCGAGUAGCUUCGGUUAGUUCUCUAUUCUCAUGGUUGAUUGGCGUUCCGGCGUGGUGGUUCGAUUUCGAAGCACGACGGGAGGGAACACCAAGAGGAGCGGAUGGGGGAGGCGGGCCGCGGCCAGACCGAGAAACUUUUCUACAAAUCCUGCUCGUAAAAGUACGAAAUAGUUUGUUUGCACUCUCCCGUCUUUUUUCUUUCUCGUUGUUGCUGUUUGCAUUAUGGAAGGAUUAGUGAAGGGGUUGAUAAACUUGGCUUAAAUUGAGAGAACGGCGGGAGAAGGCUGCUCCAUUAUGAGUGGCCGGGGGUUAUUUUUCCGAAGAACGGAGCAAAUAAUCCUGAUGAAAAUGGCUACAUCAUGGCCGAGAUAAACAAUGUGCCGAUGGAGUGAUCAAUUGGUUUUUCUGUGAGCAACCCUUUCCAAUAUCAAAGUUAUUACCUUCGUCUGUUCUUCACCGAAUGCACACCAAUUUCGAAAGUAGUUUAAGAGAACGCCUUUGUCGAGAGGACGAUGACCAGAGGAAGGAAUCUUCCGUUGAAUGAAAAAAAAGAAGGAAAAAUUGCAACCAACGAACUAAUUAGUCGGAGCGGUUAACAAAUAGUCGAAAAAUCUAGUGUAAAACACAGGGAAAGUGUAGAGAUAAAAUUAAUUUCAGCCAAUUCGCACAGGUAAUAAAGUGGAAGUUUUCAUUACGAUAGUGUAGUCGGCAAUGUAACGAAAGGAAAGUAAACAGUUCAAUAAAUCCUUUCUA